AAUCAUCGCCGUUCAACAACAAAACAGUUUCUUUUUUGGAUAAUUUUGAUGCCGUUUGUGUAGAAACAACUAAAAAUAAAUGAAAAUUGUCGGUAGACUGCAAUGUUGUCAAUAUAUUUUGACCGAACAAUUCAAUUUCUUGCAUUAACACUGAACAUUUGGACGAAUCAACAAUUUUUAACCUGGUAUAGCCGAACGUUCAUUUCAAAACAAACAAAUGGAAAGUUCCGCCAAUCUGGCAUCAUUCAAUGUACCCAAGCUCGGGGCACAAAAACUGAACAAAAACGACUACAGAUACCAAAAAGUAUACGACACAUUCAUCAAAUGGAAGGAAUCGAAUGGGAUCUCAUCGUUCGACGAGGACGUUCUGCUGACGUAUUUCGACGAGUUAGCGAAAACUUUAAAAUCUUCCUCAUUGUGGCACAUGUAUUCCUUGCUGAAGAGGACGCUUGGCAUCUACAAUAAGGUCGACAUGUCAACGUACAAGCGACUGCUCGGUUUCUUGAAGGAGAAAUCGAUUGGAUUCGACCGCAAGAGGGGCAAAGUUUUCAGUGCCGAAGAAAUUAGUCGAUUUUUAAUGGAAGCUCCGGAUGACGAUUAUUUGGCGAUGAAGACAAUGAUGAUAUUCGGCGUGACUGGUGGAUGCAGAGGCUUUGACUUAUUGGCAGUCAAAAUUGAUUAUUUGACGGAUUACGGGAAUGAAAUAAUCGUCAACAUUCCGGAUCCGAAGAAGAACACCGCCAAAUUAUUCGUAAUCACCGGCGACUAUGCGAAAUUCGUGCGCAAAUAUAUGCAGCUGCGACCGGCUGAAACGACGACAGACCGAUUCUUCCUGAAAUACAGUCAAGGAGAGUGUGAGAAUCAAGUGAUCGCCAGAAAGAGGAUAUUGAUUGUGCCGAAAGAAAUCGCGAAGUUCCUCAACUUAGACGACUACAAAUCGUACACCGGACACAGCUUUCAACCGCCCAAUGCCGGGAAGAAACGCCUUCGACCGCUGUCGAAUCUGUUUAAUGAGACGUCGUCAGAUGCGUCUGAGCGAAUGGCCGAUAACGGUACAAAGCUGGACAACGUAGUCAUUAAAUCUGAACGUGACGAACUACCGACUGUCUCUGGCGGCAUACUUUAUAGGAUAACGAAGCUAGAUGAACAUCAGAGCCAUAGACCAAUCAUACCGAUGUUACAGGGAACGGUUUCUUUGAUAAAACGGAAACCGCUUCUGUACACGGGAAUGCAGACGAGUCGUUUUGUGCGUCUGCAAAAAUUGGCCGACGAAUGGAACUUUCCCGAAUUGAAAUUGCUGCUGACACUGCGUAAGCUUCAUCUGGAUGAAGAGUUCGAAAUCCUCGGCGAUGCAUUCGAUCUGGACAAGUCAACAAGCGAACAAUACUAUCACGAGUCGAGACAUACGGUGCUGGGGCUUGUUGACAGACUGGACAACACAUUAACGUCAACGAGUGCUCCCGAUCCGGCAACAAAUUCCCAAUUCGAAGCACUAUUCGAGCCCGUCAUAAAAUUGGAAAAGUGCGACCGUCCGCUCAUCUCGGAUCCGAUCGCAGUCGACGACUCCAUUGCAGUUGAUGAGUUAUACGCACUUGACGAUUCCGCUGCCGAAACGAUUGCCGAUGACUGUGACGACAUUGGCUUUGGUUUACCAACAGUGCCAACGGAAGAGGAGACAGGGUGGCUGUCCGACGACAUACGAAAACGAACGGGCGAAUGCAGCGUGUGCCAUAAAUUCUACGUGCCACGUCUGCUCAAUUCGCACAUGGAAACUGUCCACUUCAAUCUUUCCAAUUUGAACCGCACCAUUUGCGGUCUGUGUUGGCAGGAAUUCGCUACGCAAACGCUCCUCAGAAAACACCAAAAAGAAGUGCACCGCGGUUGUAGCCACGGCUGUGAUAUUUGCGGUAAAAGAUUCGCAUCGAAGCAAUACCUCAGUGUGCACAUAUUGACCAGGCACACUCAGCUGAAGACAUAUCUGUGCGACACAUGCGGUGAAGGAUUUGCGGUUCCAGUUUUGCUGCAAUAUCACAUGAAACAGAAACACCCGAUUCAUGGUCAUGACUGUCAUUUGUGCAAAAUGAAAUUUGUUACGGCUGCCGCGUUGAACGAUCAUUGUGUGGCACGUCAUACGGAGGAGCGCCGGUUCAAGUGCGACUUUAAAGGCUGCGGAAAGACAUUUAAGUGGCGAACAUCGUUCAAAUCACACCGAAGAGUGCACGCUAGCGAUAAGUACGAAUGUUCGGUCUGUUUGAAGCGAUUCAGUUUCAAGGGGAAUUUGCGCAACCAUUUGAAGAUGAUUCAUAACAAAAUUGUGGCCAACGAGUGUCUUACCAGCAAAAUUAUUUAAAGACCGGAAAAGCAGCACCAUUCAUCCGUUCUCAGUGGAGCGCAAUGGUAAUUUUCUCCAGACUUCAUGUCUCAAAACCAACGCCACAUCAUCGAAAAUUAGUGGUAGUAGUGUGCUCCAAAGUGUCCAAUAAAUUUUAUUCGUGUCCUAAAUCCUUAAUCCUAAAUUAAUAUUAAGUCGACUUUAAAUGAAAACAAAUGAAUGGAAUGAAUGAAUCAAAGAAUAUUAAAUGUGGAUUGUAAUAAUCGGAAA
Messenger RNA from Bradysia coprophila, 2602 nucleotides. RefSeq lists its product as uncharacterized. The record is from RefSeq and is a predicted model, not a curated record. Gene Ontology annotation, molecular function: DNA binding. Lineage: Eukaryota; Metazoa; Arthropoda; Insecta; Diptera; Sciaridae. Gene Ontology annotation, biological process: regulation of gene expression; DNA integration; DNA recombination. Gene Ontology annotation, cellular component: nucleus.